Messenger RNA from Monodelphis domestica (gray short-tailed opossum), 1250 nucleotides. RefSeq names its product tetraspanin 8 (gene TSPAN8). The record is from RefSeq and is a predicted model, not a curated record. NCBI's taxonomy places the organism in Eukaryota, Metazoa, Chordata, Mammalia, Didelphimorphia, Didelphidae. Gene Ontology annotation, cellular component: plasma membrane.
GAAGGGCUCUGAAGGGCAGAGUAUUUGGUAUUUUAUCUUUGAAGCAAUUGGGAAGGUGGAAAGUUUCCUGCAUCAGGUAGAUAGUGACGUAACCAGACCUAGGCUUUAAGAAUAUCAGUUUGGCAUACAGUGUAGAGAGCCUAGAUUUGAAAAAAGGAAGCUGGUCUGAAGACUACUAGGAAAGCUCCGAGCCCACAGAAGAUCCAGUUGGCACCCUGAGGAACACUGCUGGAUACUCCUGUUAAAGAGAAUUCUCUUUGAGCCAGUUGAUUUCUUACUUCCCUUUAAAAAUGGGAGUUGUCAGUGGAUUUAUAAAAUAUUCUAUGUUUGUCUUCAACUUCAUAUUCUGGGUAUGUGGCAGCAUAAUCCUGGGAAUAGCAAUAUAUGCACGGACCAGCAAAAUCGGUCAAGAGAUCAUUCGUGGAGAAGCAUCUGGAAUGAAUACACAUACAGCUGCAAAUCUCUUGAUAGCUGUGGGUACCAUUAUCAUGGUCCUUGGUUUCCUGGGAUGCUGUGGUGCUUUGAAGGAAAAUCGUUGCAUGCUGCUCUUGUUUUUCGUUGGAUUACUUGUGAUUGUGAUUAUUCAGAUUGUAGCAGGUGUGGUAGGACUGUCCUUCAAAACUAAGAUUGAAAAAGCUUUUAAAAAGAGUUUUGAGCAUGAAGUGAUGACUUUGAGCAAAGAUGAUCCUCAGUCUCAGACAUUUCAAAAGAACUUGGAGAAAAUGCAAAAGAAGUUUAAGUGCUGUGGCUUGAUCAGAGGAGCAGCUGACUGGGGAAAGAACUUCGACAAGUAUGGUGGAUCAUGUGAAUGUACAAGCUCUGUGCUUAAUGAUUGUGUAGACUAUCAGGGAAAACAUGUUUACAGAGAGUCAUGUGGUCAGCAUAUUAUUAAUUACCUGAAGAAAAAUAUGGUGAUUGUUGCUGGGGUUGCAUUUGGAGUGGCAGUGGUUGAGAUACUUGGCCUGAUCUUUUCUUAUGUUUUAUGGCGCCAGAUUGGUGCAAACUAAAACGGCAGGAGUUACACUGUUGCCUACCAAAUCGUCCUUUUCACAAUUUGCUCUGCUUAAAAACUAAACAAAAGAAAACUGUACAGUUUUGUCAAAUAGUAGCCGAUUUGUAAAAAUAUUCCGUUUUGCAGAAAGCAUGGAUACCUUUCGUUGUGUACCAGAUGUCUUUUAAGAGUUGUGUGACAUAGGAACAAAUGAUAUUGAUGUAUAUUUUUAUUUAGAAUAAAACACAAUUUGUUUUAA